Messenger RNA from Eutrema salsugineum, 783 nucleotides. RefSeq names its product 60S ribosomal protein L37a-1. NCBI's taxonomy places the organism in Eukaryota, Viridiplantae, Streptophyta, Magnoliopsida, Brassicales, Brassicaceae. The transcript is spliced from 5 exons. Gene Ontology annotation, molecular function: structural constituent of ribosome. The record is from RefSeq and is a predicted model, not a curated record. Gene Ontology annotation, biological process: translation. Gene Ontology annotation, cellular component: ribosome. Bases 97 to 375 code for a protein of 92 amino acids.
GCCUGUGCUGCUUAUUAACAAACAAGCAAACCCUUUAAAGUCUUUCUUCAUCGCCGAAGCUGCCAAUCGCCUGCUUUCUUCCCAAAGCCGGUGAAAAUGACCAAGAGAACGAAAAAGGCUGGAAUUGUCGGCAAAUAUGGUACACGAUAUGGUGCCAGUCUUAGGAAGCAGAUCAAGAAGAUGGAAGUGAGUCAGCACAGCAAGUACUUCUGCGAGUUCUGUGGAAAGUACGCCGUUAAGAGGAAAGCUGUUGGCAUUUGGGGUUGCAAAGAUUGCGGGAAAGUUAAAGCAGGCGGUGCUUACACUAUGAACACGGCUAGUGCUGUGACGGUAAGGAGUACCAUUAGGCGGUUGAGAGAGCAAACCGAGAGCUAGAUCAAGGAUCGUAACCGGUUUAUCAUCAUCAUACACAAAGUCAUUUUUGUUCUAUCAAAUAAAUAUUGAGUCCCUAGGCUUACGUUACCUCAUUUUUUGGCUCAGAUUAUCAGUAUUAUGUCCUUUUCUUCUCUAUUCUCCAGUCCACUCUCUUUGGAUUCUUCCUCCUUUGGUUUUUUCUUCUUCUUUUUUGGUUUUUUCUUCUCUUUUUUCUGUAUUGAACCUGCCAUUGACCAAGGUUUCUUCCUUCUUCUUAAUAAAGUUCUUGUUAGAUUUGAGUUGUGAUUAUAUACUUGUUAUCAGUCGUACACUGCCCGAGGAACUCCAGUUUGGCUCCGAAAGGAAUUAUCAAAGGAUUAUUUUUUUGUUUGCAAUUUGAAUACGUUAAUAAAUGAUUUUGUUUCUGAA